Molecule: messenger RNA, 1287 nt
Organism: Parnassius mnemosyne (clouded apollo)
Lineage: Eukaryota; Metazoa; Arthropoda; Insecta; Lepidoptera; Papilionidae
Source: the annotation of a GenBank genome assembly
AUGCCAAACAAACGUCCGCGUUUAUCAAACAAUAGUAAUGCUCACGCUCUAUCAUUCUGUCACAUCUGUAAAAGGAAAAACCAUUCUGCCGAUGAAUGUCGUUUCAAACCAACGGCAUUAAAUCAGGAACAAUAUAGUAAAAGACGUGAAAGUAAUAGUAAACCUACCUGCACAUUUUGUCAAAAAUUAGGACAUACUUACGACCAAUGUUUUAAGCGUGAUCGUUCUUUGACAUCAAAUAUAAAUCACAUCGAAGGUACAAAACUCGCCCCUUUAACUAUCAGGAUAGGAGUAAAAACUUUACGGGCAGUGUUUGACAGUGGUGCAGAAUGUUCAGUUAUACGGGAAUCUGUAGCCGCUGCUCUGCCUGGACAAAGAGUUCAAACGGCUAACUACUUGAGAGGUAUUGGACGAUUUCCCGUAUUAUCACUCACGAGUUUACUGACUAUAUGUGUCAUAGAUGAUAUCAGCGUAGAAAUUCAGUUUUAUGUUCUGGCUGACUGUGAGAUGUCGACGGACAUUCUGGUUGGCAUGAAUUUGAUUAAAGGCACAAACUUGAGUGUUAUAGUAACGUCUAGCAAAACAAAAUUAGUGCACCAAGGACUUAUCAAUCAUAUCACUACAAAUAGUCCAAUAUUUGGAAAACUAGACUGUGAUCUUUCCGACCCUGAAAAGAUCAAACAACUUCGCAUACUCCUUAAUAAAUAUGAACACUUAUUUAUUCGAGGAUACCCUAAAACCCGAGUUAACACAGGUAUGUUGGAAAUCAGAUUAAAGAAUCCGGACAAAUACGUAGAACGAAGACCAUACCGCCUCAGUCCAGUGGAGAGAGAAAAGGUUCGUACCAUUGUCAACGAAUUAUUGAAGCACAGUAUUAUACGUGAGAGCAAAUCCCCAUACUCUAGCCCAAUUAUCCUAGUUAAAAAGAAGAAUGGAGAUGACCGCCUUUGUGUAGACUUCCGCGAGUUAAAUGCUAAUACCUUGCGGGACCAUUACCCACUUCCACUCAUCUCCGACCAAAUCGAUCAACUGGCCAAUGGACUCUACUUCACCACAUUUGAUAUGGCGGCAGGUUUCCAUCAAAUACCUAUUUCGGAGAGUUCCAUAGAGAAGACUGCAUUCGUUACGCCUGAUGGAUUAUACGAAUACCUUACUAUGCCAUUUGGUUUCUCCAACGCGUGUGCAGUAUACCAAAGAUGUAUUAAUAGAGCAUUGUUUUCGUUACUGGGCAGUGCUGCUCAAGUUUACGUCGACGAUGUCUUGAGCAAAAGUGCUGAUUUUACUUAA